Messenger RNA from Rhipicephalus sanguineus (brown dog tick), 5515 nucleotides. Its product is annotated as galectin-4. Lineage: Eukaryota; Metazoa; Arthropoda; Arachnida; Ixodida; Ixodidae. The record is from RefSeq and is a predicted model, not a curated record. The coding region runs from base 163 to 1245 and encodes 360 amino acids. The transcript has 9 exons. Gene Ontology annotation, molecular function: galactoside binding; carbohydrate binding.
GGAAGUAGUGAGUCACAUUUGGCUUUACGGCAUUUACGGUUCGCGGUUUCGGGUGCAAGUGGGGUGUAAGCUGACGGCUUUCGCGUAGGAUGACUGACUGCCUCGCUGUGUUCGUGUCGUAGUUUCCGCCGGUAUUGUAGUCGACCGAUAGCGGCAUUAAAGAUGACUUCCCCAAUCUACAAUCCGCCCCUUCCAUAUGUUGGACCCGUACCGGGCGGUGUUCUCUCCGUCGGCACGCUCAUUCGCAUCCAAGGCACUCCACACCACUCUGCAAGAUGUUUUGCCAUCAACCUCCAGUGCGGACCGAACGUACAUCCACGCGACGACAUCGCACUGCACCUGAGUCCCGUCUUUUCGCCUCCGCCGCGCAUCGUGCGCAACUCAAUCCAGGCCCAGCAGUGGGGGCCCGAGGAGUCGCACGGCGACCCGUUUCCGCUCGUCGCGGGCCAAAGCUUCGAGAUCCUGGUGCUCGUUGAACACGAAUACAAGAUUGCCAUCAACGGCAAGCACUACGCCGAGUUCCAGCACCGCAUUCCAAUUCAGCGGGUCACCCACCUGACCAUGGACGGUGACACAACAAUCAGCCUGGUUCAGUUCGAGGGAGUCCCAUCGAUGCCACUGGGACCUGACAUGCACAUGCCGAUGCCAAUGCCAGUGGCUCCUCCUUCUGGGCGGGUGUCCCCGUACGGCGAUGCAAGGUUCGGCGCCCCAUACCCUCCGCAAGCAGGCUACCCGCCUCCACCAGGUGGUGGUUACUACCCACCUCCGGCUGGUGUGCAGCCUGCGUAUCCUGGAGCAGGUUACCCCUCUGCGGGUUACCCAGCACAUGCCUCAGGAGUGCAGUAUUAUCCACAUCCUACGGACCAGAAGCACGGCUCCGGCUUGGGCGGCUUGGGAACUGGCUUGGGAGCCGGAUUGGCAGCCGGCGCUGCUGCUCUUGCAGGCUCGUCACUCCUCAAGCACGGGAUGGGUCACAAGGCGGGCUUGGUGCCGGCUGUGGCGGGAGCCGCCAUGUCUUCGGGCCUACAUCACAAGUCUCACGGACACAAGCCCAAGUCUAGCAUGCCACUUCCCAUCGGUGCCGGCACACUUGGAACAGGGCUUGCUGUCGGCGCUACGGCACUCGCCGGUGCAGCUUUGGCAAAAAAGCUGAAGCCCAAGAAGAUGUUCAAGCACAAGUACAAGCACGGCUGGAAAGGGUGGAGCAGCAGCAGCAGCAGUUCGAGCUCAAGCGAAGAAGAAUGAACGACAUGAACUCCACAUUUCUCAAGAAGCAGCGACGGGUGUCGUCAGCCAGGUUCUCUUGUACUUCCGCAAUGUCCUGUGCACGUACAGCUGCACGCUAUGUCAUUUUUCAAUGCCUCGUGGCCUAAAAAAGAACUUCUGUGAUGAAAGUCGUAAUCCCAUUCACUCCAUUGUACUUGAAAAAGCGUGGUCUGAGACGUGAAUUGGCAAAGCUCUGGUUCUGACAAACUACCUACUCAGUAUAUACGUCCAGGAACAAUAUAGCAGGCACUACGAUCGCAGUACUGUACUAGCACGAUACUAAACAUCCUGAAUGUGCCGAGCUAGCUUAGCUGGUGCGAGGCUUGCGUCUUCCGGACUGCGUACAAGCGUAGUGUUCCGGAGCACGUGGCCCAUCUGAAACAACUGAUGGCAAGUUGUCUCUUGUACAGCUUUCUGUUUCUUCGAGCAUGGCUGCUGCAAACUUUCACACCACAUCGAACAAGAACCUGGAUUCUGUUUGGUGUAGAAGUGCUGUGGCUAACCACUUGUCCUUUUAAAUGCUUCUCUACAUUAGCUGCUUGUUGUGACUUUCAUAAAUGCUUCUGCAAUGUCCGUGAAAUAAUUAGUUGCUUGAAACAAGGGCCCUCCAGUCUAUUGCCUUUAAUAAGAAGCAUAAAGCAUGUGAUGAAGGUGGCCUUGGAUUUUCCAGGAAGCGUAAUUAUGAUUAUGUUUAAGUAGACUGGUAGUUGUGGUACUCAAGAUAGUGCAAAUGUCAAAACGUGUGAUGACUAGAAAUCGUUAUUCAGAGCCACUGCUAUCACAAUGUUUGCCACGCCUCAGGCCGGCAAUACUGACCCGAUCACAACAACAUUGACAUUACAUUGGUGUCACCUGGCAGAAUUGUAGUUGUUUUCACUGGUGCGCCAAUGUUGGAAAUUAACUUGCAUAAUGGCAAAGAUAGUGUGUUCCCUUAAUUUUUCUUUCUAAGUGCCGAACUGAUCUUGAAGAAAAUUGCUUCCACCACACAUAUGUUAACGCUGUGUUGCCGUGUCACAGUCCAAACGUCAUGCAGUGUUAGCAUAUCACACAGAGCCAAUCUUCUGUCUACUAGCGGCCACGGUAGCCUGGUGGCUAUUGCAUUGUGCUUCCAAACAUAUGUCACGGGAUCGAAAAUCCCCAGUACUGCAGCCAUGUUUCCAUUGGUGGCAAAAUACUAGUGUCUGUAAACCACACAUUGGGUGCAUUGUACACACUGAAACUACUAAAGCAUGCCUCAUAAUUAAAUUGUUGUUUUGGCAGGUUAAAAAGCACAGAAUUCUCUUUUGUUCACUGAUGUUCUCACUCAAUCUACACCAACCUAAUACAGGAAAUGCAUUGAUCAUUGGUUUAUGUUGUGAUUAUUCGAUGAAGUAGCAGUAGUAUAUCUGCAGCCAUUAUCUUGAAAGCUACCAUACUUUUUCGUGUACAACCCGCUCAAGGAAAACAGAAAAUUCUGAGCUAAAUUUAAGGUGCAGGUUACACGUGAAUUUUUAUGUGCAAGGUGGUCUCGCACCAAUGCAGGAAAGCUGGCAGCAACAGCGACGGCUGAAAGUGACAGUUGGUGAGGACUGGGGAAGUGACACUGGUGAUCAAAACUGAGUGAAAAUGAAAAAUGUUGCAAUAUUCGUGCAUAGUUAGUAAGGUCAUCUUUAUGAAGGCACAAAAUUAAUUUUCACGGGUGAAAUGGGUAGGCAAUACGCUGCAAUUUUUUUUAGAAAAUGUUUUCCGCAAGUUAUAUCUGGGGGUGUAGGUUAUACGCAGGUGCAGGUUACACACGAUAAAAUGUAGUGUUUCGAUACUCUGGGAUAUGCUAGAGCAUUACCAUUGACAUUUCAGAGGAGUUGUGUGUGAUUGGAUGCAUUUGACGUUUUCUCAGGAAUUGCUUGAUUUAUCGCGUAACUCAUUGCACUGUUCCCUCAACAUUAAAUGCACUUUGAAUGCAUUAUAUUUGCUGGUGUGCACCGCUAUGACUGUUAGGAUACCUUUCACACAGCAGCUGUCUUUCUUUACGAUGAAAGCUUAGAUGUGUUUUAUGUAAUGGUCAUAUUAGUAUGCCUGUGUUGCGCCUAGAUGUUCGCCUAAGUAACCAUGUGCAGUACUCUUUUUUUUUUUUUUUCAAGCCACUCUUUCUCUCUAUCCUUUAUGCGUACUACUCCUAGGCUCUAACGUAACAUUUGAUGUCACGAGGUGUUGCUGUGCCUUCUGAAUGUCACGUGAUGUAAUUAUAGCUUUGGAGUGCUUGCUCUAUUUCUUAGCACUUGAGGAGAUGGGAGUUCAAGAUUUAUUGUGAAGUGUACGAUAAGGUGUUUUGAAAUGCUUUUUAAUGCCCAGUUAUGUGUACAGUCUAUCGAUGCGUUCAUGUUUGAUGGAGGUGCAUCAUCUUUUCAACAGUGGCGCUGUACAGUGAGCACAUUGCGAUGCAUAGCUGGCAUGGAGCUUCUCCAGCAAUUUGCAGGAACUUCAGUGCAGCUUCUUAUUUUUACAUAUGCAACGAAGCAGGCAGGUUUAGUGUUUCAGAGGUAAUAGGGAUGUUCACCAUGUCCAUAAAUGUGUUGACCACGAAAUAUCCAGUUACUGGAAAUGUAAUCAGCCAGUUUGGUGGUCAACCUUUUAAGCAGAGUGGGCGUGGCAUGGUUAUUACAAUUGACAGUAACCAACAACUCUUGCUGCUGUUCAUGCUGAUAGAAACGUGGUAUUGAUCAGUGAUACAUUUAUAGAAACCUAAGGCUACAGCGCCCUAGGUAGCUUUGGCUGAGGCUAUACAUUGCACGUAGCCUACCUGCAGUCUCUGUUUGACAGUCGUCCAAAGACAUAUUUCUUGUGGAGUAAUGCGUGAUGUCGCUACAUCUGUGAUUUGCAAUAAUUGCGUUAUUAUUAGCAUUUGUAAGGCACUUGUUAUUCUGAGCUCUGUCAGGGGACAUCGCUUUCCCUAAUGAUAUUCGGCAGCACUAUGUACGAGAAAUGAGGCGUCUCGAAACUUUUCAGAUGCAAAAAUGGGUGUUAAGAUUCCAAGUCUAUACUUUAGGGCCAUAUACUGUCUUCCACAGUUGCUUUCACAUUUGCAAAAUACUUGUACAAGUUUAAAUGCCACAAGAAAACCCAACAGUAGCAGUUUUCAAGAUGUGUUUUUAACACACUGUGCAGAAUGUGUUCUUUAGUGUUUUGAAUCCUGAUACCUUUGCUUGCACUAAGUGUUUAAGUGAAAUAUAUAUCUUAGAGAAAUUUUAUUUAGCUUUAAUCACAUAAUAUAUUGCCUUCCUGUUUAUUUUAUCCUGGCUGAUCCCUGCUGUUAACAGAAGCCACGAGCGCAAAAUCGAAAUACGUAGCUCAGUGCAGCAAAAGCAGGAUGAGUAUUUCGCUGUUUCCUGGCUUCACUUCUAACAUAUACGAUUGCGCGGAAGAUGUGAUUGCAAUAAAUGUACUUGCUUUUGUUAUCUUGUGUUAACUGUACAGUGCCUUGAGGUUCAACUGAACCCUUUGAGGGUCAAAGGCGUACAUUGUACGUUAACAGCCACAAGACGGUCAGAGACGUACGUGUACGUCAUUGCCUGUACACUUAAAAUGCAUGCCUUUUUCGAUCAUUUCUCUUGCUUUGCAUGUGCUGCCACACUUCAGGUAUACUUGGAAUUUUUUUCUGGUGCCGAUGCCUCUCCAUUCUUUUUUAAUGCUCUACUACAGCGGUGUGCCGGCUGGUUUCGGUUUCGUCCUUUGGCCGGUUCUCGCUUAUUGCGCCUGCAAAACUGACGGCUUUCUGGUUUAGAAUAUUUCAGAAGGUGAUGAAUUUGUUACUAUCUCAUUUAUUGCUCCUCGGUAAGCGAUUGCGCCUGUUUCCGUGGGCGCUCACUGACACAAACGAUGCUGCUGUGGUUGGGUUUCCUGUUUCGGGAACUCGCAAAAUCCGCUUCUGUUUCGUUGGCAAUAAGACGAAUGAUGGUUUUGGACUUGUUUUUGCUUUCCAGACGCGCUCACAACUACACAAUUUUCUUCAGUGCACUCCCUCCCCGCGCAGUUUGCUUGCACUAUGGAAGUGCGUGCCAGUUCCUUGGCUGCAAAAGUGAGUCUAGCGGCGAUUCCUCCGAAUCGCAGCUCGACUGGCGAAUCAGAAUCUGAUUCAGUAAAUGUCAGUCCGUCAUACGAGGCGUUACUUAUGAGUUAAGGUUCGGAUGCUGAUGGGCGAGCAACAUUCUCAAAAGCGUGCGCAGCAAGACGAUGCUGACUAGAUAAAGAGUGUCUUUUCUUCCUCCGUAUU